AUGACAUGCGUGAUAGCAAACUGUUGUUCUCCUGAGAGAAGUGAAUGCACACCAACAAUUGAACAGCCAUCCGAGUUCAAUCAAAGGUGUCAGCCUGAUACAACAGCAACUGAUCUAAGUAGAGACAAGUUGCCUUGGACACCUUGGUGCUCCAGGGAGGACUUCAAACUUUCUGAGUUUGCAAUUGAGGUAGCAUUAACAUGUGAUCAAACAGAUUGGGUGGUCAAGCUUAUCCACCAGUGUGUUGCUAAUCUAGGGGCCUUCAUGUUAAAUGGACAUGAUGAGAUGCAAGGGACAUUUGAAGUGGCAUCUCAGAUAUUAACACCAUUCAAAAAACAUGACCUCCUGGUCAGAUUUGAAGAGCAAAAUCAGACUUACAACUUUGAGGUCUCAGGCUGUUCAUUAUUGGACUGGGUCCUUGAUCUCUUGUCAAACCCACAGCUACAACCCCAUUUUAUUUUUGAUCUACAGCAAGUAUCAAAGUAUGAUGGCAAGAAUUUUGUACAGCUUAUUGAUGAUCCAUGGACUGCCAAUGACUUCUGA
Molecule: messenger RNA, 543 nt
Organism: Coniophora puteana RWD-64-598 SS2
Lineage: Eukaryota; Fungi; Basidiomycota; Agaricomycetes; Boletales; Coniophoraceae
Exons: 2
Coding region: 1-543 (180 amino acids)
Source: RefSeq, a predicted model, not a curated record